AUGUCCUUCGGCAAGACCGUCACCCUCAACUCCGGCCACAAGAUCCCGACCCUGGGCUACGGCACCUGGCAGGCCAAGCCCGGCGAGGUCGGCGACGGCGUCUACGAGGCCCUCAAGGCCGGCUACCGCCACCUCGACCUGGCCAAGAUCUACCAGAACCAGCGCGAGGUCGCCCAGGGCAUCAAGCGCGCCCUCGCCGACAUCCCCGGCCUCAAGCGCGAGGACAUCUUCAUCACGUCCAAGCUGUGGAACAACAAGCACCGCCCGGAGGAGGUCGAGCCCGCCCUCGACGACACCCUGGCCGAGCUCGAGCUCGACUACCUCGACCUGUACCUGAUCCACUGGCCUGUCGCCUUUGCCAAGGGCGAUGAGCUGUUCCCCCGCGCAGCCAGCAACAAGGACGAGGUCGAUAUUGUCGACGAUGUUCCUCUGACUGAGACGUGGAAGGUCGCUAACCUGCUCAUUUCCCCUUCUCUAGCCGUCACCAAGCUGCCCAAGAGCAAGGUCCGCUCCGUCGGUGUCUCCAACUGCACCAUUGAGCACACCGUUCCCUCGCUAACCUACCUGCCUUCCCGGGCAACACAGCUCGAGCACCUGAUCAAGGAGACGGGCGUCGUCCCCGCCGUCAACCAGGUCGAGCGCCACCCGCGCAACCCCCAGCCCAAGCUCGUCGAGUACGCCGCGCAGAAGGGCAUCCACAUCACCGCCUACUCGGCCUUCGGCAACAACAGCCUCGGCCUGCCGCUGCUGGUCAGCGUGCCCGAGACGCAGGCCGUCGCCGAGCGCCUGUCCAAGGCCGCGGGCAAGACGGUCACGGGCGCCCAGGUCGUGCUGGCCUGGUCGCAGCUCGGCGGCCACAGCGUCAUCCCCAAGUCGGUCACGGCGUCGCGCAUCCGCGAGAACUUCCAGGAGGUCGAGCUCGACGACGAGGCCGUGCAGGCCAUGAACAAGCUCGGCGAGAAACCGCAGCGGUUCAACAUCCCCACCGGCUAUAACCCCAAGUGGGACGUCAACAUCUUUGGCGACGAGAAGGAGCAGGGUGCUAAGCACCAGGUUGUUCUGUAA
Thyridium curvatum is the source of this 1065-nucleotide messenger RNA. RefSeq lists its product as uncharacterized. NCBI's taxonomy places the organism in Eukaryota, Fungi, Ascomycota, Sordariomycetes, Thyridiales, Thyridiaceae. The transcript is spliced from 5 exons. The record is from RefSeq and is a predicted model, not a curated record. Gene Ontology annotation, cellular component: cytosol. Gene Ontology annotation, molecular function: aldose reductase (NADPH) activity. Bases 1 to 1065 code for a protein of 354 amino acids.